Verticillium alfalfae VaMs.102 is the source of this 1173-nucleotide messenger RNA. RefSeq names its product DNA-directed RNA polymerase III subunit RPC6. Gene Ontology annotation, biological process: transcription by RNA polymerase III. NCBI's taxonomy places the organism in Eukaryota, Fungi, Ascomycota, Sordariomycetes, Glomerellales, Plectosphaerellaceae. Bases 1 to 1173 code for a protein of 390 amino acids. Gene Ontology annotation, cellular component: RNA polymerase III complex. The transcript is spliced from 2 exons. The record is from RefSeq and is a predicted model, not a curated record.
AUGGCUCCCGAAGCAACUACGCCUUCGACGGCGACACCGGCAAGCUCGGCGACCGACCCCACCAAGCUCGAGGUCAUCAAGCAGGCCAUCUACGAGGCGUGCCAGAACAACGGCGGCGAGGACCAACUCUACACGCAGGACGAUCUCCUCGAACUCGACGUCAUUCCCAACCGCGAUGCGUCGCUGCUCCUCAAGGCGCUCCAGAGCCUAUCCAAUGAAAAGCUGCUCAAUGCUGUGGCGACGCAGAGCGGCCUCGCGUGGCGAUGGCGGCCAAAGGCCGAGGCUGCCAAGUACAAGCUAUGUACGACGGACGAGCAGCGCAUGGUGUACGGUAUGAUUGACGAUGCUGGUGGCGACGGAAUCUGGAGCAAGACGAUCAUUAACCGCCUGAGCAUGAACGACACCGUCAUGAAGGCUGCUAUCAAGCAGCUCCACAUCAAGGGUCUCAUUGUGCCGUUCAAGAAUGUCGAGCACCCUAAUAAGAAGAUGUACAUCAAGGCUUCGAUGCAGCCCUCGGAGCGCGCCACGGGCGGACCGUGGUUCACAGACCAGACGCUCGACGAGGCCUUCAUUGAGGAGCUGCAGCGCGUCAUCUACGACUACAUCAAGCGACAGAGCAGCUAUUUCCACAAGGGGGGCGAGGCGCGCGCGGCAGUGCCGAAAAAAGGCAUCGUCAAGGGCGGGCCGCCAGCCGGGGGCCGCAAGAGGGGCGCCGAGCAGAUCAGCGACGAUGGCGAGGCUCACGCUGUUGGAGCGACACAGGUGGACAAGACAACGUAUCUGCCCCUGCCGGCGGGCUACAAGGAGUACCCCACGGUCCGGGACAUUGCGCGCUUCAUCUCCCAGGCGGGCAUCACGACGGAGACGACUCUUGGCGUAGACGACAUCCAGAAGCUCGUAGAUGUCCUUGUAUUCGACGGCCUUGUCGAGGCCAUUCGCGUCGGCGGUAAGCACGGUCUCCGCGUACGCCGCGCCGCUAAGCAGAGCCUGGGGAACUGGGCCGGCCAGGGCGCCGACGAGAGUGGCAUCGAGCGCGGUGCCCCCGAGCCGUAUGCCAACGGCUAUACCGAGGCGCCUUGUGGAAGGUGUCCAGUGUUUGACCUUUGCGAAGAGGGAGGGCCGGUCAGUGCUAGUAAUUGCGUGUACUACCAGCGGUGGUUGGGACUGGAAUGA